Ailuropoda melanoleuca (giant panda) is the source of this 1961-nucleotide messenger RNA. RefSeq names its product RAB, member of RAS oncogene family like 2B (gene RABL2B). The record is from RefSeq and is a predicted model, not a curated record. The transcript is spliced from 8 exons. NCBI's taxonomy places the organism in Eukaryota, Metazoa, Chordata, Mammalia, Carnivora, Ursidae. Gene Ontology annotation, molecular function: GTP binding; GTPase activity. Bases 136 to 834 code for a protein of 232 amino acids.
GGUUGCGUAGCAGCUGCGAGGACGCGGACCCAGCCGGAAGCGGAGUGCGGCGCCGAGUGAGCCCCGGCUGGCCCGUGGGACAACGACAAGACCCCACACGCACGCAGCUACCCCGGGCUGAACAGCCAGGAGCCAAUGGCCAGCGACAAAGCCCAACCCUGUGAGCUGGACCAAGAGAAAUACGAUGCUGAUGACAAUGUGAAGAUCAUCUGCUUAGGGGACAGCGCUGUGGGCAAGUCCAAACUUAUGGAGAGGUUUCUCAUGGAUGGAUUGUAUCCUUCAAGGUUUGCAGUGUUCCUUGUUCCUGUGGCCCUUCCCCCCUCACGCCAACUCAACCUCACUGUUCACCCCUUUGCUGCAGUGGUCCAGGGAGGAGGGAUAGACUUUUGGGACACAGCUGGCCAGGAGCGGUUCCAGAGCAUGCACGCCUCCUACUACCACAAGGCCCACGCCUGCAUCAUGGUGUUUGAUGUGCAGAGGAAAGUGACCUACAAGAACCUGAGCACUUGGUAUACAGAGCUUCGGGAGUUCAGGCCAGAGAUCCCAUGCAUCGUGGUGGCCAAUAAAAUUGAUGCAGACAUAAAGGUGACCCAAAAGAGCUUCAAUUUUGCCAGGAAGUUCUCCCUUCCCCUCUACUUUGUCUCAGCUGCUGAUGGUACCAAUGUCGUGAAGCUCUUCAAUGAUGCGAUUCGAUUAGCUGUGUCUUACAAACACAACUCCCGGGACUUCAUGGACGAGGUUUUGCAGGAGCUUGAGAACUUUGAUUUGGAGCCGAAGGAGGAAGUGCCAGACCAAGUGCAGCGUGGCAACAUCGAGAGCCCCUCCCCUUCCUGAGUCAGAGACAGAAGCCUCUCUCCUCGCAGACUUUGGCGGGGGGUGUCUUUCAGAAUACCCUCCCCUCCGCAACUCUCCAUCUAUGAAUUGGAAAAUUCUUGCAGGCCAUCUACCUCCUGCAAGCCCACCCAUUCCGCUUGCCUCCCCCACUCCAGGGCCCAUGAUUCCUGCCGCUUCCACACUUGUCUCUCCCCCUGUACUCAGGGACCAGGAUGGGGUCUGCACCAGCAAGCACCCUUGACAGGUGUGAGAGGUCCACAGCGGACCCUGAAGCAGAAUUAGAGAUCAGUAGCGCCCCCGGGUGUGUGGAGGCAGGGAAGAGCUUCAGGGAGCAGCUCUGCGUGUCUCUCAACUAAAAGGAAGUUGAGAUGUUUUCUCUCCCAGAACUGACCUCAGGGCUUAUUCAUUGCCUUUCCACCAAGGGAAUGAUUUCUAAUCCCUGACGGCCCCUCUUCCCAUCCCUACAGAUCAGGGGGGCUGCAUUUUUUUUCCUCUUUAGUCUCCCAACCAACUUUUUUUCAGAGAUGGUGUUGAGCAGACAGCUGUUCUAUCACCGGACAGGUUUGCCAUUAAAGCUCAGGGAGACAGGUGACAAGUCCUGCCACCCUUGGCAGUACCAGGAAGCACACCCAUUUGGGUUAUAAGAAGAGCUUCCCUUUGAAGUCCCCGUUUCAGCAGAUGAUGCUUUCCUGCCUUUUUUUUUUUUUUUUUUUUUGAGGACUGUUAUGGGUGCUGCCUUGUGGGGCUGGGAGAGGGGCCACCCUGCUGCCUUUCCCACUUCUCUCUGGGACUCGUGGUUAACUGGGUGUUCAUGGGAUCAUCUUGCACAUCAUUUCUGUUGUUUUCAUUUUUAUAGUAAAUCUUGAAUUAACAUAAACAUUGCAUGUGUGUGCUUGUGGGUCUGGAUUUCACUGAGCAAAAAGCCACAGAAGAACUUGUAAUCACCCGCUAGGUAGUGAGGGAAGUGCCAUGAUCUGCCAUGCAAGGGCAGCCUGGUCAGCUCUGCUGUAAUGGAGACCACUGCAAUGGAAUUGAGCGUUUUGGGUUUUUGUGUUUUGUAAGAUUUUAUUAGAACAUAAGUGAGGGGAGGGGCAGAGGGAGAGGGAGAAGCAGGCUCCCCGCUGAGC